AUGCUGCUGAAGCAACCGUCCAAGACGCCGGACCUAUACUCUUCCCAAGUUGCCCCUCUAGUCGAGAAGGCUAUGAACGGCUUCAACAGUACCGUCUUUGCGUACGGUCAAACGGGAAGCGGAAAGUCAUUCACCAUGACCGGUCACCCCGCUGAACUCGGUAUCAUUCCCUGCGCAGUUGACGGGGUCUUUGAUGCCAUCACAGUCGACAUGGACCGGGCUUUCCUCCUCCGCGUAUCGUAUAUCGAGAUCUACAACGAGACACUGCGGGACCUGCUCAACUUCAAGAAGAACAAGGACGCGCCGGCCAUCCACACCAACAAGGGCAAGGUCUACGUGGAACCGCUGGUCGAGGAGAUUGUAUCGACACCCCAGGACGUGAUGAAGCUGUUGAGCAAGGGGAAUGAGGGGCGGAAGGUGGGCGCCACCGACUGGAACGACCGAUCUUCGAGAUCUCACUGCGUCUUCACGAUCGUCAUCGAGUCACGGCCGCGGGAUGGGGAUGGUGACGAUGACAUCCGGUUGAGUCGCCUAAACCUGAUUGAUCUGGCUGGGUCUGAGAAAGCUGUCUCCGACCUGGAACGCAGAGGCGAAGGCAAGCAUAUCAAUCAAAGUCUGCUGGCGCUCCGAGAAGUCAUCAACAAGUUGACCGAGAAGAAACGAUCACACAUUCCGUACCGCAAUUCCAAACUCACUCAUUUACUGGAGAACGCCCUUGGCGGCGAUUCCAAUAUCUGCGUCAUCUGUACCAUCUCCGCCGAAGAGGAGCAUGCGUCCGAAACGCUCGAGACGCUCAAAUUUGCCGGGAGAUGCUCGCAAGUCGAGACCAAGGCGAAGAAGAACCUCCUGUCAUCCGAACGAGCCUUGAUCCGAGCCAAAGAUGCUGAGAUCGACGAGCUCAAGAACCGGUUGCAGCAUCUGGUGUCGGAUGGGGUGCGGUUGGAUGCACCUUCGAGCAGUUCGCACGUAUCCGAGGUAAGCUGCAAUAUGCUCCGCCAAUACAGGAAGCUAACGAUCCCAGCUGGCCGACUCCGUCGCAGACCUCGAGAAUAG
Molecule: messenger RNA, 1053 nt
Organism: Dioszegia hungarica
Lineage: Eukaryota; Fungi; Basidiomycota; Tremellomycetes; Tremellales; Bulleribasidiaceae
Product: kinesin motor domain-containing protein
Exons: 8
Coding region: 1-1053 (350 amino acids)
Biological process (GO): microtubule-based movement
Molecular function (GO): microtubule binding; ATP binding; microtubule motor activity
Source: RefSeq, a predicted model, not a curated record